GUAGAAGCGAGCCGGAGGGAGGGCGGAAGGAAGGCGGCUGCGCUGCAUGCUGGGAGCUGUCAGUGCCCUCUCCGGUGUGUUUAGGCGGCGGGGGCUCUUCCGGCUUGGGACGCCAAGCUCACAACUUUACAUGAAUUACAAUCUGGUCUCUAGUGGGACUCAGCGGGAGGAUGAAUGCGGAGGAGCUGGAGCUACUGGGUGAUUCCAAGUACAGGAACUAUGUAGCAGCUGUCGACAAGGCUCUGAAAAGCUUUGAGUACUCCAGUGAAUGGGCUGAUUUAAUCUCAUCCCUUGGAAAGCUUAACAAGGUUCUUCAAAACAAUGCAAAGUACCAAGUAGUACCAAAAAAGCUGACCAUAGGAAAGCGCCUGGCACAAUGCCUUCACCCUGCCUUGCCAGGUGGGGUGCACCGGAAGGCACUUGAGACGUAUGAGAUUAUCUUCAAAAUCAUUGGGCCCAAGCGUCUGGCCAAAGAUCUCUUCCUAUACAGUUCUGGGCUUUUCCCUCUUCUUGCCAAUGCUGCUAUGUCUGUCAAACCAGCAUUACUCAGUCUGUAUGAAGUUUAUUACCUUCCUUUGGGCAAAACGUUGAAACCGGGCUUGCAAGGAUUGUUAACUGGGAUACUUCCUGGCUUGGAGGAAGGUUCCGAGUAUUAUGAGAGAACCAACACUCUGCUGGAGAAGGUAGCUGCUGCAGUGGACCAAUCAGCUUUCUACAGUGCACUCUGGGGUAGUCUUCUCACAAGUCCUGCUGUUCGGUUGCCUGGAAUUACUUAUGUCCUCUCCCAUCUAAACAGGAAGCUUUCCAUGGAAGACCAGCUUUAUAUAAUAGGCAGUGACAUUGAACUGAUGGUGGAAGCAGUAAGCACCUCAGUGCAGGAUUCCAGUGUACUAGUACAGAGAAGCACACUGGACCUGAUACUUUUCUGUUUUCCAUUCCACAUGAGUCAGGCGACGCGCCCAGACAUGGUCAGAAUUCUGUCAGCAUCUCUUCAUGUAGUCCUGCGCAGAGACAUGUCACUCAAUAGAAGGCUUUAUGCCUGGCUUCUAGGUUUUGAUAACAAUGGUGCCAUUAUAGGACCUAGAAGCACAAGGCAUAGCAAUCCUGAAGAACAUGCUACAUACUACUUCAAUUCUUUCUCUAAGGAAAUGCUAGUUCAGGCAAUGGUGGGAAUUUUGCAGAUCAAUGUGUGUGGAGAGGAGAGCACAUUGACGCAGGAUCUGAAGCCUUUUCGGAUUCUUAUCAGUUUACUGGACAAACCUGAGCUAGGACCUGUAAUAUUAGAGGAUGUACUGAUUGAAGUAUUUAGAACAUUAUAUAAACAAUGCAAAGCGGAGCUGGAUCUGCAGGUGGACUCCUCCUUCAGCAAGGACCAUGCUCAGCUAAGCAGCAAACUGAGGGAAAAUAAGAAAACAGCAGAGCUGAUUAAAACUGCCAAUCUUCUGUUCAAUUCUUUUGAGCCUUACUAUAUGUGGGAUUACAUUGCCCGUUGGUUUGAAGAAUGUUGUAGGAGGACACUGCAUGCCCGACUACAGACUGUGCCUGGAGGUGGUAGUGAGCCUGCUGAACUUCCCCUUACCAAUUUCUGCCUACUAGUUGAUUUUUUGUUGGAUAUAGUAUCUUUGCCUACUAGAAGUAUGAGAGUGCUUUGUCAGGAGACCUAUAUUGAAAUACAAACGGAACAUCUGCCUCAGCUGCUACUCAGGAUGGUCUCUGCCUUGACGAGCCACCUGCAGACUUUGCACUUGUCUGAGCUAGCGGAUUCCUUGAAACUCUGCUCAAAGAUUCUUAGCAAAGUUCAGCCUCCGCUGUUGUCCGCUGGUACUGACGGUGCCUUGCAGUUUCCGAGUAGGCACAGCAUCGUCAAAGAAUGGGAAGAAAGAAAGAUGCCACCAGUUUCUGCAGAGAACCCAAACGAUGUGUUUGAAGAUGGUGAAAAUCCUCCAAGCAGCCGGUCAUCCGAAAGUGGCUUUACCGAGUUUGUGCAGUAUCAGGCAGAUACAACUGAUGACAUUGACAGGAUGCUGAGUGGGGGGCCUGGAACAGCUGGCCUCCCCAUUAUAGGCAGCACUUCUUCAGAGACUGAGACAGUCUCCACUCUGGGUUCUGAGGAAACAAUUGUUCAGCUGUCCUCCAAGAUGACCCAGGGGACAGGAUCUCGAAGUGGGAAGACAACAACAGUUCAGAAGACUGCAAUGCAGUGCUGUUUGGAGUAUGUCCAGCAGUUUUUAACCAGAUUUAUCAACCUGUACAUCAUUCCAAGCAAUUCCUUGUCUCGGCCUUUAGCAGCUGAGCUUCAGGAGGACCUCGUCAGGGGGAAAGGAGAGGCUGCACAGUGUACCAGAGAGUCACAAGGGGAUGCAGCUAAAGGGAAAAGGACCACUAAGAAGACAUCGCCAAAGGAAUACCUCUCUGCCUUCAUUGCUGCAUGUCAGCUCUUCCUUGAGUGCUCAAGUUUUCCAGUUUACAUUGCAGAGGGAAACCACACAUCAGAAAUACAUGCUGAGCAGACAGAUAUUGAUUGUGAAGAAGAGCAGCCCCCCUUGUGGCUCCAGACUCUUAUGGGUGCUUGCAGACAAGCCAGUGAUUUCAGCAUCCAAGGUGUCACUAUUUCUAUAAUAAUGGACUUAGUGGGAUUGACUCAGUCCGUUGCUGUUGUCACUGGAGAAAAUCUGAAUAGUGUGGAAGCACCACAGCCUCUGAGUCCAAAUCAAGGAAGAGUGGCUGUUGUGAUCAGACCUCCUCUCACUCAAGGCAAUCUCCGAUACAUGGCUGAAAAGACAGAUUUUUUCAAGCAUGUGGCAUUAACACUAUGGGACCAGUUGGGUGAUGGAACUCCUCAACAUCACCAGAAGAGUGUGGAGCUUUUUUUCCAGUUGCACAAUCUAGUUCCGUCAUCUAGCAUUUGCGAGGAUGUUAUCAGUCAACAGUUGACCCACAGAGACAAGAAAAUCAGGACAGAAGCUCAUGCCAAGUUUGCAGUGCUAUGGCACCUCACCAGAGACCUCCAUAUUAACAAGUCCUCAUCGUAUGGUCGCUCAUUUGACAGGUCCUUGUUUAUCAUGCUGGACAGCCUUAACAGUUUGGAUGGUUCUACCUGGUCAGUCGGUCAGGCCUGGUUAAAUCAAGUGCUCCAACGUCACGACAUUGCAAGAGUCCUUGAACCUUUGCUUCUGUUGCUUCUCCACCCAAAAACUCAGCGCAUUUCUGUCCAGAGAGUGCAGGCUGAAUGCUACUGGAAUAAAUCAUCUUGUUAUCCUGAGGAUGAAAAUGAAAAUAAUUUUAUGCAGAAAUUUAACUGUGGCGACUCAUUUGCCCACAUGCCAGCAAGUCAGGAGCAAGAAAUUACUGCUAAAGAGAACAAUGAAAAGCAACUUGCCAUGGUGGAUGAAAUGGAGAACUUCAGUCUUACAGUCAACCCAUUAAGUGACAGGAUCUCCCUACUGAGUACCAGCAGUGAAACUCUUCCUAUGGUUGCAUCUGAUUUUGAUCUUCCCGACCAUCAGAUAGAAAUAAUGCAGAGUUCGGACUCUGGCUGUUCUCAGUCAUCUGCUGGGGAUAACCUAAGCUUCGAGGCAGAAGCUGAAAGCCUGAUGGCAACAGACAGUUCUCAGCAUUUCAGGGGAGAUUCGCCGGAUGAAAUUGUCCAGCAGGUGGUCACUGACUUGAUAUGCAAGGUUGUCAGUGGGCUUGGAGAAGAUACCGAACCAGUUAAGCAUUACCUGUAUUCAGAAGAUGUCUCCACUAAGCUAAAUGCUUUGGAUCCCUCCGAAGAUGUGGCUAAAACUGAAGACCCAAACAUUCAAGACAGCCAGAGCAGUUUGCUUAGCAAUGACAGUUCUCAAUUGCUAUCUGCCUCGACUGAGACAGGACUGGACAGCAUUUCCAACGAAAUCUCCAGAAACAAUUCCUCUCCUUGCAUCUCAGUAAGCGAGCAGAGUCUCUGCGACACAACUUCUGCGUCAGCGGAAACCAAGUCUAGGCAGAGAAGUCACAGCAGCAUCCAGUUCAGCUUUAAAGGGAAGUUCCCUGAAAAAACAUCGGAGAAAGAAACCAUCGUGAAAGAGUCCGGUAAGCAGCCGGGAGCAAAGCCCAAAGUCAAAAUAGCCAAGAGGAAAGACGACGAAAAGAAGAAGGCGCAAGCUGAAAAGCUUAAACAAACCAGUGUUUUCUUCACCGAUGGCCUCGACUUAGAAAAUUGGUACAGCUGCGGAGAGGGAGAGAUCUCGGAAAUUGAGAGUGACGCAGGGUCUCCAGGAAUGCGAAAGUCGCCCCACUUUAAUAUCCAUCCUUUAUACCAGCAUGUGCUGUUAUACCUUCAGGUGUAUGACUCCUCAAGGACUCUCUAUGCUUUCUCUGCCAUUAAAGCCAUCUUGAAAACAAACCCUUCCGCUUUUGUGAAUGCCAUCUCCACCACCAGCGUCAACAAUGCCUAUACCCCACAGCUGUCCUUACUUCAGAAUCUUUUGGCCAGACAUCGCAUAUCGGUUAUGGGCAAAGACUUCUACAGCCAUAUCCCAGUGGACUCGAACCAUAAUUUCCGUAGCUCCAUGUACAUAGAGAUCCUCAUUUCUCUGUGCUUGUACUACAUGCGGAGCCACUAUCCAACCCAUGUGAAAGUCUCCCCGCAAGACCUGAUAGGGAACCGCAACAUGCAGAUGAUGAGCAUUGAGAUUUUGACCCUUCUCUUCGCCGAGCUGGCCAAAGUGGUGGAGAGUUCCACGAAGGGCUUUCCCAGCUUCAUCUCGGACAUGCUGUCCAAAUGCAAGGUGCAGAAAGUGGUUCUGCACUGUUUGCUCUCCUCCAUCUUCAGCGCCCAGAAGUGGCACAGCGAGAAGGUUGCUGGGAAAAAUAUGGUGGCCAUUGAGGAAGGCUACUCUGAAGACAGCCUCAUCAAUUUCUCCGAGGACGAACUUGACAACUGCAGCACCCUGCAGUCGCAGCUCUUAAAAGUUCUCCAGAAGCUCAUUGUCCUGGAGCACAGAGUGAUGACUGUGCCCGAGGAGAACGAUGCAGGCUUUGACUUUGUCGUGACGGACUUGGAGCACAUCAACCCCCAGCAGCCAAUGACUUCCCUUCAGUAUUUGCACUCUCAGCCAAUCACCUCCCAAGGCAUGUUUCUCUGUGCCAUGAUAAGAGCGUUGCACCAGCACUGUGCCUGUAAAAUGCAUCCCCAGUGGAUAGGACUCAUUACUGCUUCGCUGCCUUACAUGGGGAAGGUGCUCCAAAGAGUGGUGGUUUCUGUGACCCUCCAGCUUUGCCGGAACCUGGACAACCUGAUCCAGCAGUACAGAUACGAAACAGGAUUAUCCAGCAGCAGGCCCCUUUGGAUGGCAUCAGUUACUCCACCAGAUAUGAUGCUCACUCUGCUGGAAGGCAUUACAACUGUUAUUCACUAUUGCUUGCUGGAUCCAACUGCACAAUAUCAUCAGCUUCUGGUGAAUGUAGACCAAAAGCAUAUGCUAGAAGCACGCAGUGGGAUCUUGUCUAUCCUUCACAUGAUCAUGUCAUCUGUGACUCUUCUGUGGAGCAUCCUGCAGCAGGCAGACUCUUCAGAGAAAACAGCUGCUGCAGCUGCUGCAUCCAUUACCACCAUUAACCUUGGAUCAACAAAGAACCUGAGGCAGCAGAUUCUUGAAUUGCUGGGCCCUAUCUCAAUGAAUCACGGCGUUCAUUUUAUGGCAGCUAUUGCAUUUGUGUGGAAUGAAAGGAGGCAACACAAAAGCGCUUCAAGGACUAAGGUCAUUCCUACAGCUAGUGAAGAACAGCUUCUGUUAGUGGAGCUGGUUCGUUCUAUCAGCGUUAUGAGAACUGAGACUGUUAUGCAAACAGUGAAAGAAGUCUUGAAGCAACCACCAGCAAUAGCCAAGGACAAGAAGCACCUUUCAUUGGAAGUCUGCAUGUUGCAGUUUUUCUUUGCGUACAUUCAGAGAAUCCCAGUGUCCAACGUAGUAGACAGCUGGGCCUCAUUAUUGCUUCUUCUGAAGGAUUCCAUACAACUUGGCCUUCCAGCUCCGGGGCAAUUUCUCAUACUUGGCGUUUUAAAUGAGUUUAUAAUGAAAAACCCAAAUCUGGAUAAUAAGAAAGACCAGCGAGAUCUUCAGGAUGUAACCCACAAAAUAGUGGAUGCCAUUGGAGCCAUCGCUGGCUCAUCCCUGGAACAGACUACGUGGCUAAGGCGCAAUUUGGAGGUUAAACCAUCCCCCAAGAUCAUGGUUGAUGGAAACAAUCUGGAGCCUGACGUUGAAGAUAUGUUGUCUCCAGCUUUGGAAACCUCAAGCAUAACUCCAUCCGUUUAUAGUGUCCAUGCCUUAACGCUGCUGUCAGAAGUCUUGGCUCAUCUUUUGGAUAUGGUUUUCUACAGUGAUGAAAAAGAGCGAGUUAUUCCACUUCUUGUAAAUAUAAUGCACUAUGUUGUGCCUUAUCUUCGCAAUCACAGUGCCCAUAACGCACCCAGCUACCGAGCGUGUGUUCAGCUGUUGAGCAGCCUGAGCGGCUAUCAGUACACGAGGAGAGCGUGGAAAAAGGAAGCUUUUGACCUCUUUAUGGAUUCCACUUUCUUUCAAAUGGAUGCUUCCUGUGUUAAUCAUUGGAGAGCAAUCAUGGAUAAUUUGAUGACACAUGACAAAACCACGUUCAGAGAUCUGAUGACACGUGUGGCUGUAGCUCAGAGCAGUUCACUCAAUCUGUUUGCCAAUCGGGAUGUAGAACUGGAACAGCGUGCUAUGCUUCUGAAGAGGCUGGCCUUUGCCAUUUUUAGCAGUGAAGUGGACCAGUACCAGAAAUACCUUCCAGAUAUACAAGAAAGGCUGGUAGAAAGUCUCCGCCUGCCACAAGUGCCCACUCUUCACUCCCAAGUGUUCCUCUUUUUCCGAGUUCUGCUCUUGAGAAUGUCUCCACAGCAUCUUACCUCGCUUUGGCCUACCAUGAUCACAGAAUUGGUCCAAGUAUUUUUAUUGAUGGAACAGGAACUCACAGCUGAUGAAGAUAUCUCAAGAACUUCAGGACCAUCUGUUGCUGGCCUGGAAACUACAUACACUGGAGGCAAUGGAUUCUCGACAUCUUACAACAGCCAGAGAUGGUUAAAUCUUUAUUUGUCAGCUUGUAAAUUUCUUGAUUUAGCCCUGGCAUUGCCCUCUGAAAAUCUUCCUCAGUUUCAGAUGUAUCGCUGGGCCUUUAUUCCAGAAGCUUCUGAUGAUUCAGGGUUGGAGGUGCGAAGACAAGGCACACACCAAAGGGAAUUCAAACCAUAUGUAGUACGAUUAGCAAAACUGCUGAGAAAGAGAGCAAAGAAAAACCCAGAGGAGGACAGCUCAGGGAAAAUACUAAACUGGGAACCUGGCAGCUUGCUCCUGACCAUCUGUGCUGUUCGCAGCAUUGAACAGCUUCUGCCUUUCUUCAACGUCCUGAGCCAAGUAUUUAACAGUAAAAUCACCAGCAGAAGCAUUGGUCAUUCAGGAAGCCCCAUGCUUUACCCAAAUUCUUUCCCUACCAAGGACAUAAAAAUGGAAACUCAAAAGACAUUCUCCAGCAAAGCAAGACAAAAAAUUGAAGAAAUGGUUGAGAAGGACUUUCUGGAAGGUGUCAUAAAAACAUGAAGUGUACAUGGCAAAAUGUUUAUCUUAAGUAAUGUAACUUCAAAUGAAACCACUCCAUCCUUCCAAUGUGUAUAGUUUCCUUUUUCAUACUUUGUAUGUAAUGUAUACUUCAGGAUGUAUUUAAUUUAAAUACCUGUAAAUAAGUUCUGGACGUGGCCUGAAUCAAGUUGAAAUAUUGCUGGCUCAUAUCAAUUAUGGUGCCUACUAUUUAUUGUACAUUUGUUUUGUCAUCUUGAGGUAUGUCUUUAAGAAAAUUACCAAUACAAGUUGCACAUUUUUUCUA
Messenger RNA from Lacerta agilis (Sand lizard), 7881 nucleotides. RefSeq names its product DOP1 leucine zipper like protein A (gene DOP1A). Gene Ontology annotation, cellular component: endosome; trans-Golgi network. The record is from RefSeq and is a predicted model, not a curated record. The transcript has 38 exons. NCBI's taxonomy places the organism in Eukaryota, Metazoa, Chordata, Lepidosauria, Squamata, Lacertidae. Bases 171 to 7598 code for a protein of 2475 amino acids. Gene Ontology annotation, biological process: Golgi to endosome transport.